Messenger RNA from Botrytis fragariae, 1191 nucleotides. RefSeq names its product putative c6 finger domain-containing protein. Gene Ontology annotation, biological process: regulation of transcription by RNA polymerase II. Lineage: Eukaryota; Fungi; Ascomycota; Leotiomycetes; Helotiales; Sclerotiniaceae. Gene Ontology annotation, molecular function: DNA-binding transcription activator activity, RNA polymerase II-specific; zinc ion binding. The record is from RefSeq and is a predicted model, not a curated record. The coding region runs from base 1 to 1191 and encodes 396 amino acids. The transcript has 2 exons.
AUGGCAACCCCAGUAUCAAGAGGCCUUAGAGCCCAUAGAAAGUCUCGACAAGGGUGCAUGGCAUGUAAAGGACGGAAGGUGAAGUGUAACGAAGCACGCCCAGCAUGUGAUGCGUGCGUCCGCCGAGAAAUAUCAUGUCACUAUCCCGAACCAGUUCAAAAACGACCGGCAGAUACAAGGUCCCCUUCCAAUCCGCCUUAUGACCUUGAUCCCUCCAGAGAGCUCGAUAUUACAGUGGGUCGUGAAACAAAAGAACGUCGAUUACUUGAAAUGCGCCUGCUUCAUCACUUUUGUACUGAGACCGCCCAAAAAGGGUUCCUUUCCAUUCACGAUGAAGGUGUUCGCGAUCUUUGGACUAAAGGUGCUCCGACUCUAGCUUUCAAUCAUCCAGUUCUCUUGAACAUGAUGAUAUCAAUUGCAGCUCUCCAUCUUACUAAGAUCAACCCAGCGGCUGAAGACUUGGCAGACAUUCAUCGGAUGUAUUUCAAUGCAGCUGUUCGUGAGCAUCGUCAAGUCAUAAAAAAUAUCAACAAGGCUAAUGUUGAAGCUGUGUGCCUCUCCACAAUCCUAAUUGGACUGCCCGCAUUCAUCCUCCUGCAAAACAAUAAUGUUGGCCAAUACACAGUUCCAACCCAAGUGUUCGCUCUUCUCCGCGGAAAUGUCGUUUUGUUCUCGCAAACAAUCCCUAUGCUCGAUCCAAAUAGUCAGCUAGAAGCUCUAAUAUCCGCCAAACCAGACAUGAAGACGUUGAUGGCAGAUGUUCGUGGUAAAAUGUAUCACCAACCAUUUUUGGAACUUUUAAAUUGGAGGGCACCGGGUGAGGUUAUUGAUGACGAAAGCCAAGAUGCUUUUACUUUUGCAUUGAAUUAUUGUGGACGCAUUCUACUCGGUAUCGAAAGUGGAGAGGAUCUUUACGAACUCCGCCGUGUCAUUUAUGCGUUUCCGACAGUCGCACCUAAAGCAUUUGUUCGACAAUUGAACGAAAACAGCAACCGUGCACUUGUUGUUUUGGCUCACUUUUUUGCACUUUGCAAAGCUGCCGAUAAUGUCUGGUGGAUGAGAGGCAUUGCGGAAAGAGAGGUGUUUGGUAUACAAUCCAUUCUCCCUGAACAUUGGCAAUGGGCAAUGGCAUGGCCUGUGCAGAAGCUAGCAGCGUACGCUGCAAUCAAUGUGGCAACUUCAACUAAAUAG